AUGCUCGUAAAUACUCUUGUCAAAGGAAAAAUCUUAGUAAAAGCAUUAAUAGAUAUAUCAUCAAAGUUUAAUACUAUUAGUAAAAGUUUGUUCGAUAGGCUUGAAACUGAUCAUAGAAUAAGACUAACUUGUGAUCCCAUUAAAAACCUCUAUAAAGAUACAAUAGGACAAGGUUGGUUAUGGGUGCAUAAAGCAAAAAUUAUCUUUGGAGUUUCUUCCAGAGCCUAUAAACACCAUGACAAAAUUAGAAUAAAUCAUAUGAGUAUUCCAUUAAUUGAGGAUAGCAAUAAAGCUAGCUUUAGUAAAAAUAACUCAUUUGAUUCUUCUGAUUCUGAAAUAGUGACCAAUUCAUCUAACUUCAAUUCUCACAAUCGUCUUCAAAAGAAAAAAUACAAAGAAACUAUAUUAACAUGUACUAUCAAUAAUUGUAGUGCAGAAAUCGAAAUCAUUGAAAAGUCAUCACUAAUGCGGGCUCCAUCACAAAAAAGUAUAAGCAUAGAUGAAGGAUCACAAGAUCUGUUAAUAUUUGGUAAAAAUUCUUUAGUGAAUCUAGAUACAAUUGUAAAAGAGAACUCUAAAUCUGCUACAAGUAAUUUAUCAUCUAAGCAUGCUGGUAAACCAACAGAUAAAAUAUCAAGUAAAAAACAAAAGCAGGCUAAGAAAGAAUUGCAUAUAUUAAAAGAUCUUAUAAAAGAAUUAUCUACUGAACCUGAAGCUCUACAAGAUUCU
Molecule: messenger RNA, 729 nt
Organism: Racocetra persica
Lineage: Eukaryota; Fungi; Glomeromycota; Glomeromycetes; Diversisporales; Gigasporaceae
Source: the annotation of a GenBank genome assembly